AUGACACCAUAUAGAGGUGUUAGGUAUCAUUUGAAAGAGUACUCCACUCAUGCCCCUAAGAAUUCAAAGGAAUUGUUUAACCUUCAUCAUGCAUCAUUGCGUAAUGCAAUUGAAAGAGCACUUGGUGUCCUAAAAAAGAGGUUUCCUAUCAUUAGAAAGGAAGAUCGUGACAAAGAUCUCAAAGAUGAGGUCUUACAUGAGGUGUUGAAUGGAUCAGAAGAAGAAGAACAUCAUAGUACAGGAGACAUACGUGAGGGUAAUACCAGAGCAGACCAACUAAGGAAUUCAGUUGCUAAUGAAAUGUGGACUAACUAUUUGACUUAUCCGAAUGAUGAAAUAGAUAUGUCAAAGUAG
Messenger RNA from Helianthus annuus (common sunflower), 354 nucleotides. RefSeq lists its product as uncharacterized. Lineage: Eukaryota; Viridiplantae; Streptophyta; Magnoliopsida; Asterales; Asteraceae. The record is from RefSeq and is a predicted model, not a curated record. Bases 1 to 354 code for a protein of 117 amino acids. The transcript is spliced from 2 exons.